AUGGCGACGGGUGGCAUGGAUGAAGCAAGCAACAUGAAGGUGGUACUGAAACACUACGUAUCUGGUUCACCACAAGAAACCGAUAUGCAUUUGACAGCCGGAACCAUCAAACUCAAAGUACCAAAGGAUUCUAAUUCCAUUAUCCUCAAGAAUCUUUAUCUCUCAUGCGAUCCCUACAUGAUCUUCAAAAUGAUGAAGCUCGAAAGACAAUUAACAGAUCCUUACGUCCUCGGUUCGCCUAUAACUGGAUAUGGAGUGGCUAAAGUUUUGGAUUCAGCACAUCCUGGCUUUGCAAAGGAUGAUUUGGUGUGGGGAAUAACUGGUUGGGAAGAGUAUAGUCUAAUUUCAGACCCUAAAAAUUUCUUUAAAAUCCAACAUACCGAUGUACCUCUUUCCUAUUAUGCUGGAAUUCUUGGUAUGCCUGGGAUAACAGCAUAUAUUGGUUUCUAUGAGCUUUGUGCUCCAAAGAAAGGAGACUAUGUGUUUGUUUCAGCAGCAUGUGGUGCAGUUGGUCAGCUAGUGGGGCAAUUUGCCAAGCUCCAUGGUUGCCAUGUUGUUGGAAGUGCUGGUAGCCCAGAGAAGGUUGGUAUCUUGAAGAACAAAUUUGGUUUUGAUGAGGCUUUCAACUAUAAAGACGAGCCCGACUUCGAUGCAACAUUGAAAAGGCAUUGUCCCGAAGGCAUUGACAUUUACUUCGACAAUGUCGGCGGCAAGAUGCUAGACGCGGUGCUACUCAACCUGAGACCCCAUGCCCGCAUUGCGGUGUGUGGCAUGAUCUCGCAAUACAACAGAGAACAACCCGACGGAGUCCAGAAUUUGUCGUCGAUGGUAUCGAAAGAAGCUCGAAUGCAAGGCUAUCUAGCGACAAACUACUACCAUCUUUACCCCAAAUACCUGGAAAUGAUAUUGCCAUUGAUCAAAGAAUCCAAAGUAGUGUAUGUUGAAGAUGUUGCUGAUGGCUUGGAAAAUGCUCCCAAAGCGCUCGUUGGGAUCUUUAGUGGCCGUAAUAUUGGUAAACAAGUGGUGGCUGUUAAUUGCUUGUAA
Gossypium raimondii (Peruvian cotton) is the source of this 1044-nucleotide messenger RNA. Its product is annotated as 2-alkenal reductase (NADP(+)-dependent). The transcript is spliced from 5 exons. Gene Ontology annotation, biological process: response to oxidative stress. Gene Ontology annotation, molecular function: 2-alkenal reductase [NAD(P)H] activity. NCBI's taxonomy places the organism in Eukaryota, Viridiplantae, Streptophyta, Magnoliopsida, Malvales, Malvaceae. Bases 1 to 1044 code for a protein of 347 amino acids. The record is from RefSeq and is a predicted model, not a curated record.